GUCAUAAUUUCAGUGAUCCUCCUAAGUGAUUUGUUUGAUUUAUAAUUUUCCUGAAAGAUUCGCAAUUUGAGGAUAGUGAAAGGAAUUCGGUUGAUCCUUUUGUGAAAUUUAACAAAGACAACAAAUAUUCUUCAGUGAGGAUAUUCGAAUUUUAAGGAAACACGACAUUAUUAUUAUAGAGAUAAUUAUUAAUUAUAUAGGUCUAUACAGAAAAAUACUACCAGGACAUAUUUUUUGUUGCUUCUUCGAAUCAACUUGCAAGAGAAAUAAAUAAGAAUAAUUAUCAGACUGAUUUAGUUAAUCAUGGUAUUCAACAUAAUUACAAUAUUGAUUAUUAUUACUUUGAUAUUGAUUGAAAUGCAUUAUGGAAUAGUACAAUAUGUUUUAAACAAAUUACGCAUGUAUAAUAAGAUCAAACGAUUCCCGGGUCCAAAAGCAUACCCAAUUAUCGGAAAUGCUUAUAUGUUUCUUGGCAACAUCGAAGAUAUAACUAAUCAAUUUUUAAAGAUUAGUAAGUAUUAUCAAUCAUUAUGGCGUAUAUGGUUAGGCACAAAAUUACUUAUAAUGGUCGACGAUCCAAAAUAUAUCGAAAAUAUAUUACGUAGUACAGACGUUAUUGAGAAGAGCGACGAAUAUGACCAUUUGAAGAUUGCUAUGGGUGAUGGUUUAUUCUCUGCACCAGCAUCUAAAUGGAAAGGUCAUCGAAAGUUAUUAAAAGAAGCCUUUCUAAAUAAAAAUAUACACUCGCAUAUGAAUGUAUUCAAUAAUCAUUCUAUUAAUUUAAUGGAGAAGUUGGAUUCUUUAGUUGGAGAAGAUAUAGACGUUGGCCACUACGUCUAUCGCUGUGUAUUGGACAUAAUAUAUGAUGGCAUGCUGGACAUAAAAGUAAAUACACUAACUAAUCCGGACAGCAAACUAGCUGAAUCUAUUGAAUGCGGAACGCACAUACUUGCAGUGAGAAUAUUUAAAUUAUGGCUACAUCCCGACAUUUUUUUUUAUAACACUGCUAUCGGAAAGAAAUUUCAAAAGUGCUUGUCCUACAUGGAUAACAUCACCAGCAAUAUAAUGAAGAAAAAGAAGGAAUCAAUUUCGAGAAAUAAAAUCAAUCAAGAAUUGACAAAGGAAAAUUCAGAUUUUCAUUUGUAUCUCAACGAAGUACAACAUCCAAGAGUAUUUCUUGAUUUGUUAUUCGAAUCAUCGCAUGAAGAGGGAAAAUACUCUCAGCAAGAUAUUCGAGAUGAAAUCAAUACGAUGAUUAUUGCGGGAAGCGAUACUACAACUACUACCAUUAGCUUUGUAUUUUUGAUGCUUGCUUCAUUCCCUGAUAUUCAAAACGAAGUAUACGAGGAACUGAAUCAAAUUUACGGCUCAAACAAUCCAAAAUAUGCUCUAAUAUCACACGACGAUACUAAACGUAUGAAACUUUUAGAACGAGUGAUCAAGGAAACCUUACGACUCUUUCCUAUAGGUCCUGUCAUCGGUCGUAAAGUAACGAAGGAUAUAGAAGUGGAACAAAAUUUAACUAUACCAAAAGGAAGCUCCUUGUUAGUUUGGAUUUUCAAACUUCAUCGAAAUAAAAAAUAUUGGAACGAGCCAUUGAAGUUUGAUCCAAAUAGGUUUCUAUCCAGUAAUGUUCAUCCUCAGAGUUUUUUACCAUUCGGUAUUGGAGCUAGAAAUUGCUUAGGUCAAACAUUUGCUAUGCUAGAAAUGAAGGUGAUAAUUGCUACUAUUUUAAGAAGAUUUAUUAUUAAAAUUGAUCGGCCUGUAGUAAUCGAAGAUAUUGCCUUUAAGCUGGAUAUCACGUUAAAACCGGCAAAACCUAUAGUAUUACAAUUUGAAAGAAGAAAUUAAUUAAAAUUAUAAUAUUAAUUUAAAUAUAUUACACACACACACACACACACACACACACACACACACAUAUAUAUAUAUAUAUAUAUACUAUAUGUAUAAUAAUUAUGUAUAUAUUGAAUUCUGUGCAGGAUAGUAGAUAUAUCAAAAAAAAUAAAUUAUGAAUAUAUGAAAUAAAAACUAUAAAAUCCAUCUAGUAAGAUCUCAUUAUUUCAUAUAAUUUGAUAUAAUUAAUAAUCAAGCGAUAAAACCCUUGGAGAUCAUUU
Molecule: messenger RNA, 2114 nt
Organism: Vespula vulgaris
Lineage: Eukaryota; Metazoa; Arthropoda; Insecta; Hymenoptera; Vespidae
Product: cytochrome P450 4C1-like
Exons: 14
Coding region: 304-1851 (515 amino acids)
Molecular function (GO): heme binding; monooxygenase activity; oxidoreductase activity, acting on paired donors, with incorporation or reduction of molecular oxygen
Source: RefSeq, a predicted model, not a curated record